AUGGUGACAUCACGGAAACGUGACUCACGAAUCACGGGUCUUCCCCCCCACCCCUCCUCUCCCUUUCCAUCCGCCAUCCAGACGACGCUUUGGCCGUUCGCGCCUUUGAAAUGCCGAUCCAUUCUUGUGCUCGGUAUUGCCACGUCAUUCAACCAAGAUGUGACGCGUGAAGCUGCCACACGCAUCGCUCGAGGCCUGUGCAUAGCAGCAGGACGCCCAUACACGCCUGUUGUUCAGGGCGCCACAGCUCUGCUCUCCACCGCACCAUCCCCAGCAGUAAGGCCACUUUCCUUGUUGAACCUUCUCUCGUGCGCCUUCCCUUUUCUUCCCCUACCUCCCGAAUCUCCCCGUUCUUGCACCCAGCUCUCCCUCCUCCCAUCGCCUACACUAUCGGUCUCUUUCCCCCGUUGUGCGCUUCCCUUCUUCCCUCCUGCCCUCCCGUGUUUUCAGCUCUGCGCUCCAAGCCUUCAUUAA
Molecule: messenger RNA, 474 nt
Organism: Closterium sp. Yama58-4
Lineage: Eukaryota; Viridiplantae; Streptophyta; Zygnematophyceae; Desmidiales; Closteriaceae
Source: the annotation of a GenBank genome assembly